Messenger RNA from Chironomus riparius, 891 nucleotides. The record is from the annotation of a GenBank genome assembly. NCBI's taxonomy places the organism in Eukaryota, Metazoa, Arthropoda, Insecta, Diptera, Chironomidae.
AUGAAGUUUAAAAAGCCAUUUUGUCCAAAAUCAACUCUCUUUAAACGAUCCAAAAAAACACCACCAAAUCCAGAGAUUCAACUUACGGGUAUCAAGCGAUGGCAAUUAAUUGAAGGCAUUAAAAAUUUACACCAAAAAUCCAACACGUCGAUAACUGAUGGAUCAUUUCACAACGCAAUAAAGCCAGCAUUAAUCAUAGGACAAUGUUUUGGUGCAAUGCCAGUGUCUAAUGUAAUAUCCAAAUAUCCAUCGUCGCUUAAAUUUACAUGGAAAUCACUGCAAAGUUGGUAUGCAAUUUUUGUAACUUUAAGUGUCGGAUGGGAGGCACUUUUAACAAUCUACUGGACAUUCAGUCGUCAUUUAGAGUUUGGUAAAAUGGUCUAUCUUGUAUUUUAUGUAUCAAACUUCAUGUCAUUCGUGUGCUUCUUCAGUCUCGCCACAAACUGGCCUGACUUGAUGAUGUUAUGGCAUAAUGUCGAGAAAAAAUUGCCGCCGUAUCGUUCAAAAAGUGAAAAAUUUUAUUUGCGUGCUAGAAUGAGAAAUAUAGUCAUAAUAAUCCUCAUGUUGUCGUUGAUUGAACAUAUUUUAUCGAUCAUUAGCGCUCUUGCCAUUGUGGUUGACUGUCCUCGAAUUAAAAACAUCAUGAAGGCUUAUUAUGUUAAAAGUUUUCCACAAGUCUUCUCCUUUCUGCCGUACUCAACAGCCUUUGGCAUCUACAUAAAGUUUAUUCAUGUAACAUCGACCUUUAUGUGGACUUAUACGGACUUAUUUAUCAUGAUGAUAUCUUGUGGAUUGUCGGAAAAGUUUAAGUUAAUUAAUGAAAGGAUGCUUGAGGAUAAAGGAAAGGUGCUGAUUCAAUUUAAAACGGAUGAUGAUAUUACGGGUAUGUAG